GUGACCAGUCAAGUCACUGUCUUCUCAGUGUCGACCAGGUGGGUUGCAGCACAUCGCACCAAUACAGCGGAGCGGUGUUGUUGUUGUGGUGGUGAGAUGGGCCGACCAUGUUGAAGCGCAAGCUGUCACAGCCCGACAGCGAGGACCACGACGACAACGACGGUGACGGGACGCCAACCCUCUUCCGCAGCGAUGCCAUCGAGGACCGCCAGAGCACCUUCAUCGCCGUCUACUCGCCCUCUCUCCAGCCCAAAGAGCUGCAGGCGCUCGCUGAGUUCCAGACCGCCGACCACAAGAUCUUAGGCUGGCGGCGAGAGUCCAAUCAACAGAGCAUCGGCAAGUCCAAGCUGUAUGUGACAGGAUCCGACGAUGAUGGAGAGAAAUAUGCCGGCAAGAAGGUCGAGAAGGUCCUGGAAGCCUGUCAGGCCACAGGCGCUGUAGUUGUGGCGAGAUGGUGGGGCGGCGUCAUGCUGGGUCCCGUCCGCUUCAGUCACAUUGAGCAGGCCGCGCGCGCAAGCAUACGCGCCUGGGAAACACACCAAGCGGAAGCCCGCACCAAGAGAAGAAGACUGGCAGACGAGAAAGAAGAACAGGAGAGGCUAGCCAAGUCGCUCGGCGCGAGAGAUGAGAGCAUUGCGGUGUUGAGAACACUGGCCACCGAUAAGGAGCAGCAGCUGAAGGCCGCUCGAGAUGGUGGUAUAUCAGUCACCAGUACCGAUGAGAUCCUGCAAGCGCCCGGUGUCCCUGCUCCGACCACCCAAGUCCCGAUCGAGUACACGACGCUUCCAGUCGAACGCCUACGAGCACUGGACAAAGCUCGAGAUGCGACGUUAUCGUUUCUGCUCAAGCGUAUUGACAAGGCAGAGGCUGAGUUCAAGAAGCUGAAAUCCGAAGUGGCAGACAAGACACUACAGUAAGGAAGGGCUCAGUGCAUUAACAUAUUACAAUGCCAGGACCUAUCUAUUCUGCUUCUUCCAAACCAGUGGCGUCCAAAUAUGGAUCUUUGGGCGGUGCUCCACGGUUUGUCCUUGGAGCCUGUUCCUCCGGAUCUGUGUUUGACUGAUUCUCCAAGUCUGUGUUUGACUGUUUAUCCAGAUCUCCUCCGCUGCCCGGAUAAUCUCCGGGCUUCUCCUCAUCCGAGCUGCUGUGCCCGGAACGAGAGGUUGGGAGCUCUAUUCUUCCUUGCUCCUGAUCCAUCUCUGUCGUAGGUUUCUGAGGAAUCGCUGAUUCUGUUGGUGCAAAUUUACUUCGCGAACGAAUCUUCGCGCCGUAACGAUAAAAUAUGAAAGGAAUAGGGGCCAGCAAAACUGCAACCCCUCCUAUCAGACUGCCAGCGCCACCGACGCCCAUAGCGUCGAACAUCUGUUCUGUAAAUAGUGGGGACACAGCUCCAAGCGCAGAACGGCAGACCUGGAUGGGCGUGUUAAUAGCUGAAACCAUCAAGUCGUCGUCCUCAGAUAGCGACUCACUGUGUUUGCGGCAAUAGCGCUUGCAGCGUACAUCAUGUACGUAUCGGCCAGAUACGAUAGGUAGGACACGAAGACGAGUACAAUGGACGUUGAUAGGAACGUUCCAGCCUGGAAUCAAAGUACAUGUCAGCACGUUGCACAUU
This is a messenger RNA of Sphaerulina musiva SO2202, 1612 nucleotides long. RefSeq names its product ribosomal protein S5 domain 2-like protein. Bases 108 to 917 code for a protein of 269 amino acids. Gene Ontology annotation, cellular component: cytoplasm. The record is from RefSeq and is a predicted model, not a curated record. NCBI's taxonomy places the organism in Eukaryota, Fungi, Ascomycota, Dothideomycetes, Mycosphaerellales, Mycosphaerellaceae. Gene Ontology annotation, biological process: regulation of translational initiation. The transcript has a single exon.